AUGCAGAGGUGCUGUCAUAGUGAGAAAAAGAGCGUAUUAUGCAGUGACAUGCAGAGCAUUCGCAGCCUCCCACAACAGGAGCUGCUGACAGGACCUCCUUGCAUUGUGCCAGAACUCUGUCAGACAGGCAGCAGACAAGCGUCCAGCAUGAACGACAUCUACAAGGCAGCGGUUGAGCAGCUAACAGAUGAACAGAAAAAUGAGUUCAAGGCUGCCUUUGACAUCUUUGUGCAAGAUGCAGAGGACGGCUGCAUCAGCACCAAGGAGCUGGGGAAGGUGAUGAGGAUGCUGGGGCAGAACCCCACACCGGAGGAGCUGCAGGAGAUGAUAGACGAGGUGGAUGAAGAUGGGAGCGGCACGGUGGAUUUUGAUGAGUUUUUGGUCAUGAUGGUGAGAUGCAUGAAGGACGACAGCAAAGGGAAGACAGAGGAAGAACUGGCAGAGCUGUUUCGGAUGUUCGACAAAAACGCUGAUGGUUACAUAGAUCUGGAUGAGCUGAAAACCAUGCUGGAAUCUACAGGCGAGGCGAUCACCGAGGACGACAUCGAGGAACUGAUGAAAGAUGGUGACAAGAAUAAUGAUGGCAGAAUUGAUUAUGAUGAAUUCUUGGAAUUUAUGAAAGGAGUGGAGUAAUCCUGAUGUGCCAGGGUGUUAUUUUUGUAUGUCUCUGUGACACAGUGGUGAUCAAUGAACAACUGUGAGCUGAUCUACAAGCAACAAAUGAAAACAACUUCAUGACUUUAUGAGAAUUAGUCAAGUUCUACAUUCUUUUUUUCCGUUUUCUAUCAUCAUUGUAAAUACAGUUUUUGACCAACUUUAAUGCCCUUGUGUACUGAGUUCUUGAGUGUAAAUUUGUCCAAAUUGCAUUUACAGAAUGUCCCACUUUGCUGCCACUCGCUUGAACUCUGUGUUUGUUUUUGAAUGAGUCUCAUCUCUUGCCAUUGUCAGUAUAGAAAUCUUCUCCCUGAGAUGGUGGCGCUGUUUACCUGGGCAGAAAAUGUCAACAAAGGAGAACACACAAAUAAGUCAACACAGUUUCAACGACUUCAGGGCCGCAUGCCUGGUAUAAUGUGGAGAUUGUAUGCUUUUCUUUCCAUGUCAUGUCCAUGGAAUGGUCCUUCAUGAAAUUUAUACUCGAAGUGUUUGUUCAUGAAAUAAACACAAGGCAUUUGUCUUUGAAGUUAUUUUCCCUGAAAUCUUUAUUACAAUAUUAACUAUUAAUCACAAUCAGACAUAGCUUAUUCCUAUUAAAAUAACUUACCAUGUUCUGCAGUGAUAUUGUGUUUGGUUGCAGAACAAUUGAUAAGUAUACCAAUAUUUUUUCUCAAUUUGCUCCACUUUUCUGUGUAAACAGAUCCAUCUCUGUCCUGUUGUGCAAGGAGAGAAUAAAAACACAAAGGAGGCCUGUAAUAAGACCGUUUUCUCUAAGAUAAAACACUUGCAAUUGCUCCUGAGCUGCUUGGUGAUGAUUUUGAUUUACUGGUGUAAUUUGCAUUCUGUAGUGACUCUUGUCUACAGUAUGUGGACUAUUCACACGACUGUAUCCAGUUACAAAGUGUAUUGAGGCAGGAGCUAUUUAUGUCUAAUCAUGUUAGUGCCCAUGUUAGGGGAUCACUGACACCAGUUGACAAGCAGAUGCCUGCGCCCAUUUAAAGAAUGUUUUUUGCCUACAAAGAGAUAACUGUUCCAUUGUUAAUGUAGCUGUACCGCUGAUGUAAACGUGCCUCUAAAAUAUUCCGAUUGGAAGGCCAACCAAUUAAAGUCCG
Molecule: messenger RNA, 1766 nt
Organism: Menidia menidia (Atlantic silverside)
Lineage: Eukaryota; Metazoa; Chordata; Actinopteri; Atheriniformes; Atherinopsidae
Source: the annotation of a GenBank genome assembly